This is a messenger RNA of Podarcis muralis (Common wall lizard), 5115 nucleotides long. RefSeq names its product Rho GTPase activating protein 20 (gene ARHGAP20). Lineage: Eukaryota; Metazoa; Chordata; Lepidosauria; Squamata; Lacertidae. Gene Ontology annotation, biological process: signal transduction; regulation of Rho protein signal transduction. Gene Ontology annotation, molecular function: GTPase activator activity. The record is from RefSeq and is a predicted model, not a curated record.
CUUCGCUCUGGGGGGCGUGGCCAGCUGCGCCGCUGCCUGCAGCACUCGGGCUGCCUGUAUGCAUUGGCGCGCGAGCUGUUCGGCGCUGCGAAGCUGCUGGGCUCGUGGAGAUGCUGCAGUAGCGGCGGCGUUGGCGUUGGCUCGGAAGCCUUUUGCUGCUGCUGCUUCAUUCAUGGUCGCAGGAGGGGUUGCCGUGGCUUCCGCAGCCGCCUUCUCUUGCCCAGGACCAGCCUGUGAUGACCCCGGGCGUAUUUCGGGCUGUUUGAACGGCGGCGGCGGGGGGGAAAGGGGUGCUUGAUGAAAGCGAUGUCUCCCCAACAGGAUCACAUCGGGCAGGGGCGCUCUUCCUCCCUGACCGGAGGGUCCCGGCUCUCCGUAGCUUCCGACGCCAGCAAGAAAAUGAAGAGCUUGGCCCAAAGGCGUCAAUCGGCACCAUCCUUGGUUCUCAGCAAAGCGCUGACCAAGUCCAGAACAAGUGUCAGGGAAAGUUGCUUCUCUCCCAUCAGUCCAGAGACAUGUCCGCUGGUGCAGUCCUUCCUUUGUCCCAGCAGAACAUUCCUUAUGGAUGGACAUGUGCAGCUGAAGACGGGCCUGCAGACCCAGGAGCGACACCUUUUCCUCUUUACAGAUAUUCUUGUGGUCGCCAAACCCAAGUCACACUUGCAUUUCAAACUGAAGAGCCAGGCGCGUCUCUGUGACAUGUGGACAGCUUCUUGCCUGGAAGAGGUCUGUGAGGGUAGCACUGACCUGGAGAAGUCUUUUGUUUUAGGAUGGCCCACCACCAACUGUGUUGCCAGCUUCAGUUCCAUCGAGCAGAAAGAGAAGUGGCUUACUUUCCUACAAAGCCGUAUCAAGGAAGAGAAGGAAAAAGACUAUCCCAAGAGCAUUCCGUUGAAAAUCAUUGCAAAGGAUAUUGGAAGCUGUGCAUAUUCAAAAACCUUAACCAUAAACAACACAGACACAGCAAGUGACAUAGUCCUCAUGGCCUUGCAGCAACUUGGAAUCAACGGCUCUGAAAAAGAAUAUCAGCUUUGGGUGAAUUCCGGUAGAGAAGAUGCUCCAUAUCCCCUUAUUGGACACGAGUAUCCAUUCGGAAUUAAAAUGAGCCACAUUCGUGACACUUUGCCUCAGACCCAGGAAUCAAAGGACUGCGUCUGCCCUCUGGAAGUUCAGGAGGCCAUCCUAAUUGAGCAGCUGCCCCGUGAGCGCCAGUGCCAGUUUGUAAUCAAGCCAAGGCGCCUGGCCACUGGCCAUGAGCUGAAUGAGUGUAGCCAAAAGCCACUUAAAAGGAAAAGAUCCACUAUAAACUGGGCCUUCUGGCGGGGUGCAGAAGCUCCUCCUUCCCCAACGUCUGCCCAAGGGAAACUAUUUGGACACCCUCUGCCAGACAAGCUGCCCAAGCCAAUCUUUGACAUGCUUUCUUUCCUGAACCAAGAGGGGCCUUUCACUGAGGGCAUUUUCCGACGUUCUGCAAGUGCAAAAUCUUGCAGAGAGCUAAAGGAGAAGCUUGAUUCGGGAGCUGAAGUGAACUUACUCAGCGAGUCCAUUUUGGUGAUAGCCUCUGUGCUUAAGGAUUUUUUGCGCAAUAUCCCAGGCAGCGUUUUCUCAUCCCAGCUCUGUGAUCAGUGGGUUUCCUUAAUGGAUGAAGGGAACGAUGAAGAGAAGAUAAAAAGCACCCACAGGCUAAUGGAACAACUACCUGGAGCCAAUGUGAUGCUGCUGCGUUACCUGUUUGGAGUCCUACACAGCAUAGAAAGGCAGUCUGAAGACAAUAAGAUGACUGCGUUCAAUUUAGCAGUGUGCAUUGGACCCAGCUUACUCUGGCUACCGGCUGCCACAAACUCUUGGACUGAAGAAGAAUUCACCAUGAAAGCUUCUGUCCUCAUAGAGUUUAUGAUUCAAAAUGGAAGCAGGAUUUUUGGGGAUGAAAUUAAUUACAUCUUUGCAGCCAUGAUGCCCCAAAAUGACAACCAAGAAGAUAGUUCAGAUCUCUCUUCUGUUCGUCUGCAUGACUCCUCAUCCGACAGUUUGGAAAAUGAAUUGAAUGACUGCGCAAACCUCAAUAAAAAAGAGGAGGGGAGCAAAGAGGUGGUGUCCCUGAGUGACAUAGAUUUGGACCUACUGGAAGCAGAGGAUCCCCAAAUCCGCUGCACCUCAUCAGGAGAGCACUCUGAAAGUGAGUCUGGGUAUUCAUCAACACCCAUUUCUGAUGCUCUCGAACCGCCUUCUCCCACCACCUCCACUUAAGUUGAAUAUUUGCCCAAGGGUGAGCUUAUCAUCCCUGGGCACUUUCCCUUCAGGGUCUUCAAUGAGCUCCCAAGAUAGUGUUGAGAACUCAUUGAAGACCCUGAAGGGGAAGCACCCAGGGAUAAUAAGCUCACCCUUGAGCAAAUAAGUGGCGGUGGUGGGAGAAGGCGGUUCGAUGCAUCUCUCUUUUCACUGCUAUGGCUUUCUGGAUCGUCUUUGCCCACAUCAAUCCCCAUAACCCCAUGACCUUUCACAAAUCUUCUGCCAAGUUGCCAACCAAAUCUCAGCCAGUGCUCAUUUCUCCGGGCUGCCGCCACAAAUCUCCAUCAGGAGAGCACUCUGAUGCAUCUACAGAUGCAUCAGAGUGCUCUCCUGAUGGAGAUUUGUGGUGGAUUUGGGGAGGGGUGUCCUCUGCUUCCGGCGGGUCCAAAUCAGUGUCACUCAGGGUCAACAUGGAGUCCCUACUCCUGUUCUCUUGAUCUCAUUUUUAAGAUGCAUCAGAGUGCUCUCCUGAUGGAGAUUUGUGGCGGAUAUGGGGGGGGGGUCAUUGAUGGAAACUUAAAUGAAACUCUGCCUGAGUUAAGGAAACCCACUGAUCACAGAGCUGGGGUGAGAAAUAUAAGGAACUCUGCUCUUUUCACUGCUAUGGCAAAUAUUCAAUGUAAGUGGAGGUGGUAAAAUGCACAAUCGAGAGGAAAGGAGAAGUCAUUUUCUUCAGCCAUAAAAGGACAUACCCAGACUCGCUUUCAGAGUGUUCUCCUGAUGAGGUGCAGCAGAUUUGGGGGGUCCUCUGCUUCUGCAAUAUGACACCAUGGCAGUCCAAGAGUCAUAAAGGCAAAAUGCCACAGACAUUUCCACACUUUCUUGGGGAUCCACCUUGGAUCAGAGGUUGGCUCUUCCCCUGGCCUGCGUGAAGAGAGUCUGGAGUGGCCUCCUCACAAAAACCCCGCUCGUCUCCACCGCAGCAUGUGGCUAAAAAGCAGAGCCUCCACCAUGGAACGAGAAAAAGAACUGUCCCGUUAAAAUAACCUUGGAGUCACAAGCGUAUCCUUUGGAUGCCAGGAGAGUAGUUCUUCUGAGGGAGCUGGGCAGCUCAGCAGCCUUUCCUUUAGACACUUAUCCUUGACUCUUGAUUUUAAGGCAGAGUUUUGGUCAGUCUGGGAUCCAUAGCUAUGGUAUCGUAUUGCUCUUUCGAAGCUCCAAGGUGUUUGGUCCAAUGGAAGUCAAGGAUAAGUGUCUCUUCAAAAAAGGGAAAGAGCCUCCAAGCAGGAAGUGUCCAGCUUUUCAUGGUGGAGGCUCCGCUUUUUAGCCACAUGCUGGGGUGGAGAUGAGCAGGGCUUUUGUGAGGAGGCCACUCCAGACUCUCUUCACGCAGGCCAGGGAAAGAGCCAACCCCUGAUCCAAGGUGGACCACCAAGAAAGUGUGGAAACAUCUCUGGCAUUUUGCCUUUAUGACUCUUGGAUUGCCAUGGUGUCACAUUGCAGAAGCAGAGGACCCCCCCCCCCCAAAUCCACCACAAAUCUCCAUCAGGAGAGCACUCUGAUGCAUCUACACUCACCUCAGAUGGAUCAAACCGCCUUCUCUCACCAUCUCCAUUUCUUUUCUGUCAGAAACUGUACGAUGACAGAAGCCCUCAAGCAAAGAAAAAUAGUUGUGAAAACCACCUAGUUUAUUACAAAGCUCCAACUGGCUCCUCCCUCGGCAGGUCCACCCUCAAGAAGUUCCUCUUGUUCCUCCCAUUAUAACAUUCUAUAUAUCACAUCUGCCUUAAGAGAAACUCUUGAUUCUACAGCACUUGCAAAUAAUUAUACACGUGCUUGUGAUUCAGUUUUUCUCUGAUCCAUUCCUGUACAUUCGAAACAUUUAUUUUAAGGCCGUUUCACUCUUAAGGCAGAGUUUCGUUUAAGUUUCCAUCAAUGACCCAUUGACCAUCAGUGCUGAAGACAGCACCUGGCUUGGGUCUAUGUUCAGCACUUCGAUUAAGGGAGGAAGGCUGCCUUUUAGGGGAAGGGGGAAACGAAGAGCUUUCUUCCUCUUCCCCUUCCUUGCUUUGCUCAGCCAAAAGCUCCAAGGUGUAUGGCCCACUCUGAAAAUGAGUCUCUGUGCUCCACAUCAGGCUAUGCAUCUACACCCAUCUCUGAUGGAUCGAACUGCCUUCUCUCACCACCUCUACUUAUUUGCUCAAGGGUGAGUUUAUUGUCCCUGGCCACCUCCCCUUCAGGGUCUUCAAUGAGCUCUCAACACCAUCUCUCUGUUCACUGCUAUGGCUUUCUGGAUCAUCUUUGCCCACAUCAAUCCCCAUAACCCCAUGACCUUCCACAAAUCUUCCACAACAAAUCAAGUUGCCAAGCAAAUCUCAGCCAGUGUCCAUUUCUGUGGGCUUCCGCCACAAAUCUCCAUCACGACAGCACUCUGAUGCAUCUACACCCAUCUCAGAUGGAUUGAAGACCCCCGCUCUCUUUUCACUGCUAUGGCAAAUAUUCAGUGUAAGUGGAGGUGGUAAAAUGCACAAUCAAGAGGAAAGAAGAAGUCAUUUUCUUCAGCAAAAAAAAGGGACAUUUUUAAUUGAAGCAUAAAUCCUGCCCUCCUAUAACUUACAACUCCCAAGUUUCGUGUGCAUCUCCUUAUUGUGUUUAAUUUGGAUAUUACAUUUUUCUUUCCCUUGUGAAUUGUAUUUAGGAUUGUAUAAUAUAUAUUGAUAAAACUUUGCUAUUGUAUAUGUUCUGAAAUAAAUGUGUAUUUUUGUACUUGCAAAAAACGCUGCUAACUUUUUGGGUGGUUUGGGCUCUGGUGGUGAUGUGUAUCCAUUGAGUAGUGUAUUUUGAAAUAAAUAUAACAUUUUUGCCAUAAAGCUGCUGGGAUGAAAA